Necator americanus (New World hookworm) is the source of this 1614-nucleotide messenger RNA. RefSeq lists its product as uncharacterized. The record is from RefSeq and is a predicted model, not a curated record. The coding region runs from base 1 to 1614 and encodes 537 amino acids. Gene Ontology annotation, molecular function: oxidoreductase activity; FMN binding. The transcript has 15 exons. NCBI's taxonomy places the organism in Eukaryota, Metazoa, Nematoda, Chromadorea, Rhabditida, Ancylostomatidae.
AUGCUGCUUCUCCUCAUUGUUGCCAUCAUCUGCAGCUGCACAACGACGAUGGCUGAAGUCCGAAGGAAGGGUGGAACAAAUAAACUGUCGAAAAUUUUCAAGAAAGCAUUGCCGACAUCUUCACAGGCACCUUCUCGCGAUGAACCUGUCAUCAUCGUUGGCGGUGGAUUGGCAGGAUUGUCUGCAGCUCUGGAAGCGCUGAACCGCAACGCCAAGGUCAUAAUCAUUGAUGGGGAGAAGAAUCUCGGGGGAAACUCGGCAAAGGCUAGUAGUGGUAUAAGUGCAUGCGAAACGGUUACCCAGAAGAAGAUGGGUAUCCAGGACUCAAAACACCUCUUUUAUAUGGACACAAUGAAUGCCGGAGAUCGCGAAAACGACGAGACUUUAGUUGACUUGCUGGUUGAGUCAUCCUCCGAUGCGGUCGAUUUUCUUAUAGAACAUGGAGUUGAUUUGAGUGAUAUUAAUUUGUGCGGUGGACAUUCGGUGCCAAGGACGCAUUGGAUCCCAUCUCCUAAGGAGGGUCGACCUGUAAAUGUUGGCUUUGGCAUCAUAUCGAAGGCCAAGGAACGGAUCCUCGAAAUCCAAAAGGCUAGACCAAAUGACGUCACCAUCCUGACAGAAACACGUGUUGUUGGACUGACGUCAUGGAACGCGUAUGUGAAUGGAGUUAAUGUUGUUAAGGACGGGAAACGAUCAGAAAUAAAUGGAAAAGCGGUGAUUUUGGCAACUGGUGGAUUUAGCGCAGACAAAAACGAAGAUGCCAGCUUACUGCAUGAGUUCGCUAGCGAUAAGUUGAAAUUUCCGACUACUAAUGGUCCUUGGGCAAGAGGUGAUGGCGUGAAGAUGGCACGGGCCAUGGGAGCUCAGGUAAUCGGCAUGAACAGAGUUCAAAUUCAUCCAACCGCAUUCGUGGAUCCUGCUGAUCCCGGUGCAGGGACGAAAUUCUUAGCUGCAGAAGCGCUUAGAGGGAAAGGAGCAAUUUUGGUGAAUUCGAAAGGUGUACGAUUCGCAAAUGAACUCGGCAGACGUGAUUAUCUUACUGGAAAAAUACUCCAGGAAUGUAAACCAAUCGAAGGAUUCCAUAAUGGCUCCGCCGGACUCUCCUCAGCGAUAAUGCUGAUGAACGACGAGGCAGCGGAUUCAUUUGGGCGACCGGCUUUCACUUUCUAUCAUAUUGUCAAGAAGUUUUUCACGAAAUACAACACAGUGAAAGAUUUUACCGAAGCUUCUGGUAUUUCUUACGAGGCUUUGAAAGACACACUCCUGAGUUACAACAAAUACGUGACGGCUGGUAAAGAUGGAGCCAAAGAUAAAGACGCUUUCGGAAAGACUGUGUUUCCGGUCUCGUUUGAUGUAGAUAAACCCAUUUACGCAGCGAUUAUCACCCCAGCAAUUCAUUACACAAUGGGUGGCUUAAAAAUCGACAAACAGGCUCAUGUGAUUAAUGAGUUUACCACGGCACCUUUCAAAGGACUCCUAGCGGCUGGAGAAGUAACUGGCGGAGUACAUGGUGCUAACCGAUUAGCCGGCAACUCUCUAUUGGAAUGUGUUGUGUUCGGAAGAAUUGCAGGACGAAACGCUGCUGUCAUUGAUUACACUCACGAAGAGUUAUGA